Penicillium olsonii is the source of this 1080-nucleotide messenger RNA. The record is from the annotation of a GenBank genome assembly. Lineage: Eukaryota; Fungi; Ascomycota; Eurotiomycetes; Eurotiales; Aspergillaceae.
AUGUCUCCAAAGACAACGUCUAUAUUUGCCAAGCGCCCGAUCAAGGUGGUCGUGGGCAGCGAUGAGCGCGUGUACUAUGUUCACCAUGGGGCGCUUGAAGCUCACCCCACAUUCGAAGCCCAGCUGAGAUCGGCAACGGAUGACUAUAUGUAUCACAUCAAUUGGAGCGCCUAUGAUGAGCAGACCGUGGAAUGUGCCCUGAGCUUCCUAUAUACCGGUGGUUAUCAAGCCCCAGAUGCAACGCCCGAGGUGGUUGAGGUGGUAGAAGAUCCCGAUGCGGAAGCGGGGGAAGAGGCCCCAGCGGGGGAUGAGGAAGUUGUCGAGGAAGCCGAAGAGGACGCGGAAGAAGGCAUGUAUAACCUUGCAAAAUGUUCCGCAGUCCCUACCGCGCCCGGCUCCGAGACAUCGGAUAGCCCAGCUUCUGCGACCUUCUCAGAAAGCGACCUGAACGAACGCCCCUUAACUCCCUUAGGACUGUGUUGCGGUGUCAGUCUCCCAGAGUACGCCGCCGCGAAGACUCCCGAGACCGAGAAGGAAGAGGAAGAGCCAACGCCAGAGCCGAAGGAAAGUUCCGCUAGCGAAAUAUACAUCCACACCAAAGUGUAUUGGUUCGCACACCAGCUUGAGUUCGCAAACUUGAAGCAGUACUCCCUGAACCAACUCGCGAAGGUGCUGGUUGAUCUCGAGCAAACCGAGAAGGAUCUCUUCCCAUACCUGGCUGAUGGGAUCCGACUGAUCUAUUCCACCACCGAAGCCACCGACGAUGCGAGGUACCUGCUGUCUCAAUUUGUGGCGUUCAAAUAUGCGACCCUCGUUGGCGAGGACUUCGACAAGCUCACCUCUGAGGGAGGUGAGUUUAUGGUGGAUGUGUCACAUAAGCUUGCUCGGAAGCUCAUCUCGCUAUCCCAUAUAUUUCAAGAGAAGUUUGAAGAGCUCGAGAGAAGGAAUGAGGAGCUGGAGACGGAGAGUGCUGAAAAAGACAAACAGCUGGAGACCUUGAAAGAGGAGGUGAAGCAAUUCGAGACCCGGGAAAAGACUGACCCUGCACAGAAGUACCCGGCGUACACGUAUCAGAUUUGA